UUUUGUUAAUUUGUAUUGGACUAAUGCGCCAUUUUGCUUAACUUUUAAUAUUUUUUGGAGAUAUUGUUCUUAUUCAAAAAAAAUCGCGCUCCUUAAUUUUGCGCCAAAUGUUUUUCAGUUAUUGAUUCGUCUCAACGUGUGGAAUUGGACCCAAAUAUUUUCAGAAAUAUCCACUUUUCAGCCAAAAAAAGGUCAAAAAAUUUAAUUUUUUGGCUUCAAAGUGAAUAUUCCAAAAAAAGUUUGGGACAAAAUACAAACGUUUGACAAAAAACUAACGAACGCAAGAAUAAAAAAAUUAAAAAAUUGAAUGAUGAAACUUUCAAAAAAGUGCAUUUAGCACGGUCGAACUACACCUUUGUUGAAACUACAUACUAUAAAACGUGGGGAAAUUAUAUACUCUCGGAAUCUAGUAACUUUAGAGGUCCAGUGGGCAAAAUCAAGGCUUAUAUAAAGGCCUUCUGAGAAUGGCUAUCAUCACCACAUAACCUCUCAGUUUUUAGAAGAAGUAAGGGGUAAAAAUGGAGUUGAAGAAAAGUUUGAAGUUGGAGCUCUUGGGGUUUUUUCUUCUGAAUGUGUUUGUGCUGUCCAUGGCUAGAAAGACAAUCCCUUCCAUCAACUGGGUUCUGAAGGAAACAAAAUAUACAAGGUUGUGUAGCUCAAAGAAGAUCUUGACAGUCAAUGGAUUGUUUCCAGGGCCUACUUUGUAUGUCCGAAGAGGUGAUAGGUUGAUUGUCAACAUUCAAAACCAAGGGAAAUACAAUGUCACCAUUCAUUGGCACGGAGUGAAGCAGCCAAGAAAUCCGUGGUCAGAUGGGCCGGAGUAUGUGACACAGUGUCCAAUCAGACCGGGUGCAAAUUUCAGCUAUGAGAUCAUAUUCUCAACCGAAGAAGGCACACUUUGGUGGCACGCUCACAGUGAUUGGUCUCGAGCCACGGUCCAUGGUCCUAUUAUUGUAUACCCUUCAAAUGGAGCAACCUACCCUUUUCCUAAGCCUCAUGCAGAGUUUCCUAUUGUUUUGGCAUCGUGGUUUAAGGGAGAUGUAAUGGAGAUAAUUCAAAGUGCACUUGAAGGCGGAGGCGAAACAAACAAGUCAGAUGCUCUCACCAUUAAUGGCCAACCGGGUGAUCUAUACAAUUGUUCCAAACCCGGGACGUUCAAUGUACUGGUAAAUUAUGGAAAGACGUAUCUUCUUCGUGUCAUCAACUCAAUUAUGAACGAAGAGGUGUUCUUUGCGGUGGCUCAGCAUAAUUUCACAGUCGUUGGAAUGGAUGGAGCGUACAUCAAACCCAUAAAAACUAAUUACAUCUUCAUAACCCCUGGACAAACCAUCGAUAUCUUAAUGACUGCAGAUAAGUCCCCGAGCCACUAUUAUAUGGCAGCUAGAGCUUAUGAAGGUGUUGUAUUUGAUAACACUACUACAACUGCGAUCGUGAAAUACAUUGGGAAUUAUACAGCGCCAUCAACGCCAGCAUUUCCUAGUAACCUUCCAAAUUACACUAACAUCGAUGCUGUAACAAGUUUCACCAACCGGAUUAAGGCCCUGGCUAGCAAGGAGUACCCGGUUAAUGUCCCCCAAAAAGUUGAUACCCGACUUUUCAUAACUAUUUCGGUGGGCUCGAUUCCAUGCCCUAAUGAUUCAUGCAACGGACCAAAUGGCUCCAGGCUCGCUGCAAGCUUGAACAACGUAAGUUUUCAGACGCCUGAGGUGGAUUUAUUGCAAGCAUAUUACAGGCAAAUCGGAGGGAUUUUCACGACCGACUUUCCAAGCGUGCCGCCUUACUUCUUCAAUUUUACAGCUGAUGAGAUGCCUGAUAACGUUUUAAUACCAUCGACGGGGACUAAAGUGAAAGUCUUGGAGUUUAAUUCAAGUGUGGAGAUAGUAUUUCAGGGGACUAAUGUACUAAGUGCAGCUGAGAACCAUCCAAUGCAUUUACAUGGCUUUAGCUUUUAUCAUGUUGGAUCUGGUUUUGGGAAUUUUGAUAAUAAGACUGGUCCAAAAGGGUACAAUUUGGUUGACCCACCUGAGAUAAACACGGUUGGGGUGCCCAAGAAUGGAUGGGCUACAAUCAGAUUCAGAGCUGAUAAUCCAGGAGUGUGGUUCAUGCAUUGUCACUUGGAAAGACAUUCUAGCUGGGGAAUGGAUAUGGCAUUUAUUGUGAAGAACGGAUCCACCAGGUUAACAAGUAUGCGGCGGCCCCCACGUCACUUGAACCCUUGCUAAUCAAUUUCUCUUAUUAGAAAAAAGCUAGCUUAUAAUUCAAUUUGGCACAAGCUGUGUUUAGGUUGUGAUCAGUACGUAAUUCUUACCACGUGGUGGUGCUCCAGGAGCAAGUAAUAAUUAUCCAUGAUAAAAAGAAAGGAAUAAGCAUAUUACAUAUGCAGCGUAGUUCUUGGUGUGAUUUUUGUUUAAAGGAUAUUUGUUGUAGCUUGCUAGGAUGUGUAUGUUUGAAUCAUGUGGUGGCAUUUCUGUGAGUGAUUUUUGUUUAAAGGAUAUUUGUUGUAGCUUGCUAGGAUGUGUAUGUUUGAAUCAUGUGGUGGCAUUUCUGUGACUUUACCAAUGAAUUGAAUCAUUUGAAGGUCUGUA
Molecule: messenger RNA, 2585 nt
Organism: Rhododendron vialii
Lineage: Eukaryota; Viridiplantae; Streptophyta; Magnoliopsida; Ericales; Ericaceae
Product: laccase-14-like
Exons: 6
Coding region: 519-2222 (567 amino acids)
Biological process (GO): lignin catabolic process
Cellular component (GO): apoplast
Molecular function (GO): hydroquinone:oxygen oxidoreductase activity; copper ion binding
Source: RefSeq, a predicted model, not a curated record